UAUACCCUAAGAGCUUUAUUACUCUAAAGAAAGAAGACAAUGCGAAGCUGCUUUUCUACAUGCCUACUGGAUAGUAUCGGAAGAGCACAAAAUCUCACCUCCAGCUCCAGGCUUCAUCCAUUGCGAAAGACGAAUCUUAACCUUACUGAUGACACAAGUCACACAACAUGGCAAUAUUCGACAGAGUUGAUCAAUCCCGUAGUUGAACUCCGGGUAUCAUUACGUCUGAAAAAGGAUGGACAAUCACAUGUGCUUCAACCAUUACCAACACCACGGUUUUUGAUAGAGGUUACAGCUGGGUACGGGUCCACCGAAACAGCUGCUUGGAAAUGGAUGCCGUCAUAUCCAGCCAGUCACGAAAUGCGAUUCAAACCACCUUCGCAGCCCCACACAUAGCUCGGGCAAGCUCUUCCGUGUCGGGACAGAAGAGCAAGGAAUGGUGCCGUCAUACUAAAAUAUGGAUGACAUUUGUAAUCAUUCCGUAUUCGAAGUGGCUUGUCCCUUGGUGUUUG
This is a messenger RNA of Canariomyces notabilis, 512 nucleotides long. RefSeq lists its product as uncharacterized. Bases 40 to 396 code for a protein of 118 amino acids. The transcript is spliced from 2 exons. Lineage: Eukaryota; Fungi; Ascomycota; Sordariomycetes; Sordariales; Chaetomiaceae. The record is from RefSeq and is a predicted model, not a curated record.